GUCUCCUAAACAGUUUUCAACAAGAAUGGAGCUACGACGAGGAAGAAGCAGCAGACCUGGGGAAACGACCAAGAAAAAUAGAAAAUCAAAUUAAAAUCGGAUCCCAACAAUUUACCAAACAUCCCAGAAGAAACCAUCCUCGAAAUUCUCUCAAGAUUACCCCAUGAUUCUCUCUGCCGAUUCAGGUUGGAUGAUUGGUCCUUUUCCUUUCGCUCCAUAGACCAACAAUGCUAUGUGGAAAAGGUUCAAACACCAUGGGAACAAAAUAAGCAUCUCCAUCAUAGUGAAGUUAAAAUCUAUGGUUCGUGUAAUGGAUUGUUUCUUUUGGGGCUUAAGGCGGAUUUGUAUUUAUGGAAUCCACUAAAUGGAUAUUUCAAGGAAGUCUUGUCAUACCAUCAGUUGACGCUUCGUCGUGUAAUUACUUGUGGGCUUUGUUAUGAUUCCUCUACUAAUGGGUACAAGGCCGUCAUGGCUUUUGAAAAAUUCGUAAUGGUUGGGAAUUUGCAAAGAAAGUAUUGGAAAGAGGUUCGCUUCCCUUAUAAAAAACACACAAUCCGUUCAGGGCCAGUUGUGAACGGACAACUUCAUUGGUUUGCCUGUAAUAGUACUAACUUUAUUACGCCCCAAUGUAUCUUUUCCUUUGAUCCGCGGGUGGAUAAAUUCAAAAAAGUACCAAUGCCAAAGCCGCCUAAGGAUGAGGAUGAAUUUUUUUUGCUUGGGUUGGGGGUUUUGGAUGGAUGCCUCUGUAUGAUUCGUCAUCGCAAACGCAAUGCCGAAGUAUGGGUGAUGGAGGCAUACGGUGUGCAAAAAUCGUGGAACGUUAGGUUCGUCAUUAAUAAGACCUUCAGGGUUUGUAGUAUGUUCCAACCGUUAUGUUGUACAAAAGAUGGUAAAAUUCUAACGAGAGAACACAUUGGGUGUGAUAGUGGGCAUGUUAACGUGUACAAUUCUAAUGGCGAUUUGGAUAGGGAUGUUCCUAAGCCAUCCAAUCACGAAACCUCUUUGGUGGCAGUUGCCUAUAAGGAAAGUUUGGUUAAGCCUACCGGCUACGAGUGGGAAAACGAGGAGCGAAGAGGGAUAGCAACAUAUGUGGAACAUUUUCUUUUGGCCUCUCCAAGGAUAAUGACAAAGGGAAAUGGGGAUAGUAAGUGGCAUGUGUUAGAAGAUCCUAAAGAAGAGGAAGCUGAAGAAACUCGAAAGAAGCGGAGUAUGAGGAGGAUUAGACAGUAGAUAGCAAGGAAGAGGAGAAGCUGAAGAAACUCGAAAGAAGCGGAGUAUGAAGAGGAUUUGACAGUAGAUAGCAAGGAAGAGGAGAAGCUGAAGAAUGUUGUGACACGAGGUUAUCAUAUUCUGCCUGCCUUGCUCUCUAGUGUUUCGCUUCAUUUACGUUGUCUUUAGACAUCUAAGAUUAGUUUUCUUGCGAUGGAACUGGUAUGCUUCUAUUUGUGUGGCGAAUAGAUAUGGUUAUAUCCAUUAAUAAAUUACUUGAUCUUUUCAGAAACCUAACUCUUGCUAAUUGUACAACAGAGAUAUACUUAUAUUUGAGUUUGAUACAUAUGUUACGUAAUUAAUUGCUGCAUUUA
Rhododendron vialii is the source of this 1583-nucleotide messenger RNA. Its product is annotated as F-box protein CPR1-like. Bases 469 to 1230 code for a protein of 253 amino acids. The record is from RefSeq and is a predicted model, not a curated record. The transcript is spliced from 2 exons. Lineage: Eukaryota; Viridiplantae; Streptophyta; Magnoliopsida; Ericales; Ericaceae.